Panonychus citri (citrus red mite) is the source of this 1797-nucleotide messenger RNA. RefSeq names its product MAP kinase-activated protein kinase 2-like (gene MAPk-Ak2). Gene Ontology annotation, molecular function: calcium-dependent protein serine/threonine kinase activity; calmodulin binding; calcium/calmodulin-dependent protein kinase activity. The coding region runs from base 234 to 1286 and encodes 350 amino acids. Gene Ontology annotation, cellular component: cytoplasm; nucleus. NCBI's taxonomy places the organism in Eukaryota, Metazoa, Arthropoda, Arachnida, Trombidiformes, Tetranychidae. The record is from RefSeq and is a predicted model, not a curated record. The transcript is spliced from 2 exons. Gene Ontology annotation, biological process: protein autophosphorylation; peptidyl-serine phosphorylation; intracellular signal transduction.
UCAUUUGAUUGUUUGAUUUUAAUCAGACAAUUGUUAGAGUUUUUGUUUGUCUUUAAUUAAAAUUAAUUAGAUUGUUAUUACUUGAACGUUCUCUUUGAUUGUGUUUCAAUAUCAAAUUGUCUAUUUAUUUAGUUAAAUUGUUAAUCACAUUCAUUUUAACGACGAUACUCUCAUUGUUGAGUUACUUUGCCCAUCAAUUAAUUCAGUUUUUAUUAAUCAUCUUAAUCACAAUUAUGACCAAAUUUAAUUUAACCAAAGGAACACUUGAGACGAAAAUCACUCCAAUUAACGAUGAUUAUUUAAUUAGUGAUAAAGUUCUCGGUCUUGGAAUCAAUGGAAAGGUUGUUGAAUGUGUACAAAAAAAGAAUGGAAUCAAAUACGCUCUUAAGGUUCUUCGCGAUAGUCCCAAGGCCCGAAGAGAAGUUGAACUUCAUUGGAAAGGUUCAUCAUGUCCUCAUAUUGUCAACAUAAUUGAUGUUUACGAGAAUCCUUAUGGCACUCAUAAGUGCCUCCUGAUAGUAAUGGAAUGCAUGGAAGGUGGUGAAUUGUUCACACGAAUCCAGGAGAGAGCAGAAAAUGCAUUCACUGAGAGAGAAGCAGCGAAAAUAAUUCAUGAUAUUUGUGAAGCGAUACUUUAUCUUCACACCAAGGAUAUUGCUCAUCGAGACCUGAAACCGGAAAACCUUUUAUAUACAUCGGAAAGUAGUGAGGGUCAAUUAAAAUUGACCGAUUUUGGUUUCGCCAAGGAGACAAGUUAUGCGAAAAGUUUACAGACACCCUGUUAUACACCCUAUUAUGCUGCACCGGAAGUUUUAAGCAGUGAAAAAUAUGACAAAUCGUGUGACCUGUGGUCACUUGGGGUUAUUAUGUACAUUCUGCUAUGUGGAUAUCCACCCUUCUAUUCAAAUCAUGGAUUAGCAAUAAGUCCAGGAAUGAAGAAACGUAUUCGUGCAGGACAAUAUGAUUUCCCUGAAGAUGAAUGGAGAAAUGUAACCAAAGAUGCUAAAGAUUUAAUAAAAAAGCUUCUCAACACUGAUCCAGCUAAAAGAUUAACCAUUGAGGAAGUUAUGAGACAUAAAUGGAUUAACAGAUAUUUAGAAGUUCCCCAGACACCAUUAUGUUCAGUUCGAGUUUUAAAAGAAGAUCUUGACCAAUGGGUUGACGUUCAAGAUGAAAUGACCCAAGCAUUGGCCACAAUGCGUGUCGAUUAUGAUUCUGCUAUUCAUUUGAAAAAGCUCGAUGCAACUAAUAAUCGUUUAUUGGAAAAACGAAAAAGAAAAACUUAAAAUUUUCUAUUAUGAUUUUAAUCAUCAAUCACCAGAAAUAUUAUCAUCAACAAGAGCAGCAAAUUCAAUUAAAAAGGAUAGUGCAUUUUCUUGAUACCAAUUAAAAUCUAUUGUGGUGAAACCAGUUGAUACAAUCAAUUGAAGAAGACCCAAUAAUUAAGUCAUAUUUAUGGUACAUAUUCUGACUAAUUGUAUUAAUCUAGCUGCUAAUCCAUCAACAUUGGAAUCUAAUCACAAUUUAUCUAAUCAACCAACUUUUCCCUAUCCAUUUGAUGACAAUAAUUGUUAAUUAACUCAUGAUAAUUUCACUUCAGUGACCAUGGAAUGUAAAUAUUUUACUCUCACAAACAGUUAAUCUCUUUCUCUCUGUUAAUCACAAUUAACUUUCUUUUUUGUUUUGAUCUUUUUUUUUCUUGUUCCAUUAAUUAAGCCUUGUAAAAAUAAGAUGAAAAGGUUUUUCCAUGUUCAUCUCAAUUAUAUCAUCAACUAAAUUUAAUUUAAUUUCAGUCAA